This is a messenger RNA of Microthlaspi erraticum, 1521 nucleotides long. NCBI's taxonomy places the organism in Eukaryota, Viridiplantae, Streptophyta, Magnoliopsida, Brassicales, Brassicaceae. The record is from the annotation of a GenBank genome assembly.
AUGAUUCCUGUAGACUUCUUCUCCAAGUAUAUUAAAGGAAAAAGCGUGGUGAAGAAGACAACGGCGGAGCUGAAAUCUGACUCGUCGGACAUAAUCUGGAAAGCGAAGAUGACAGGCCGGAGACUUAGUCAAGGCUGGGAAAACUUCGCCGUCGCUCAUGAUCUUCAAAUCGGUGACGUCGUCCUUGUUAAAUAUGAAGGAGACAUGAUCUUCCAUGUUUCAGAUUUAGGACCUAAUUUUAGUGAUGAUCAUCAAGACAAUGAGCCUCCAAGAAACAACAGUGAUGAUCAAGACGACAUAGGUAAAAAAUUGUUGAAAAAGCAUCCAAGAACAGAUGUUGAUGAUGAUGAAGGUAAUUUUACUUCUAUGAAGAAGAGGGUGAAGAAGAACAAUCCAGAAGCAGAAGCAGUUUCCUCUUCUUCUUCAUCAGACAAGUCAUGUUUUGUACCAUCCAUGGAGAAGAAUGGUCAGAAACGAAGAGCAUUGUCGUAUUUAUCAUACGCACCGUCUCAUAAGCGAUUCGUAACAUUUACACUUCCACCUGAUUAUGCCAAAAUUGAUAAACUGAGUCUUCCAAAGCCAUUCGCGAGGGAAAAUGGCAUCAACAAGCCUGGAGAGAUAUAUCUAACGGAUGAAGAUGGGACAAUAUGGCCGACAACACUUCUACGAGACACGAAAGGAUUUAUAAGACUGGGAAAAGGUUGGAAAAGUUUCGUUAUAGCAAACAACUUGACGACGAGUUUCACGCUCAAGUUAACAUGGGAAGACACAAGCACAACUCCUGUGCUUAGUUUGUGUGGUGCAGAAUCUAUCGGUGACAUAGAGCAAGAUUCUGUUCCAUCGAGCCAAAACAAAUUUGUGACAUUAACAAUGACACCUGAUAGUUUCCGAAAGAGAAGACUGCGUCUUCCAGCAAAGUUUUUAAGGGAAAAUUGCAUCAACAAGCCCGGGGAGAUAAACCUGGUGGGUAAAGAUGGCACAAAGUGGCUUGUAAACCGUUUACUUGACAAGAAAGGAACAAUGAGUUUGGGAAAGGGUUUCAUGGAUUUUGUGAAAGCAAACGACUUGAAGUUAGGAGAAUCCUUCACGUUGGAGUUGAUAUGGGAAGAUGAAACUCCUAUGCUCAGAUUGUUUCCCAAAGAGUCUAGUAGCUCAAAAGCUAAAGAGAAAGAGUCUAUUUCAAUAGAACCUAGAAGCAGAGAUUCAUACUCAGAAGUCGAUAACCGAUUCGCGACAUUAGCACUAACUCUUGAAGAUCUCAAGGCUUGUAAACUGCAUCUUCCAAGUGAAUUCAUGAAGGCUAAUGGCAUCAACAAACUUGGAAAACUAAUUAUUUUGGGUGGAAACAAAAUGGAGUUGUGUGGUUAUCUAUUGUCAAGAGAUGGUGGAACUGUUGCUUUGGAGGAUGGUUGGGAUGAGUUUUGUGAAGCUCAUGGUGUCAAGUUAGGAGAAUCUUUCACUUUAGAGUUCAUUAAUGAACAAGACAAAGCAACUCCUGUUCUUAGGUUUUGUUCUUGUUAG